Lucilia cuprina (Australian sheep blowfly) is the source of this 1215-nucleotide messenger RNA. RefSeq names its product probable serine/threonine-protein kinase DDB_G0278845. Bases 619 to 1215 code for a protein of 198 amino acids. Lineage: Eukaryota; Metazoa; Arthropoda; Insecta; Diptera; Calliphoridae. The transcript is spliced from 3 exons. The record is from RefSeq and is a predicted model, not a curated record.
ACGCAUAACCAGUCAUCAAAACAUUGUUUUAGUGUUAAAUUGACGUUACAAGGCGGUGUUUUAUACGUAAAUUACGCUGUUUACCAAGCAACACCCGUUUCGGUACGGUGGCAAAUAGUUUGUAUACAAAAUAAUUAAUGAAAAAUUAGUGCAAAUAAAUAAAUAGAAAUCUUGCGCAUCAAGUUGUUAUUGUCGGUCGAUUUUUUUCGAAAUCGUAGUUCCCGUAAACUGAGCAAAACAAGUAUUUAAUCGUUUCGUGUUUUUUUGUGCUUUCCUCACUUCCGUUGGUGACAUUUGCUGAGAAUAUACGAUACAAAUUGUUGUUAUAAGUUUUUUCAUCCUCGUGCUGAGAGCGAGAGUACCAAAUUUCCGUUACUGAAUUACAUUUCAAACAACAGCUUCAAAAUAACUGCCACAACUAAUCAAAAUGAGCCCAGUUCUGUGGGGCUGGGAUAUUUGGGUCUAUUACCAUGUUCUUGUCAAUGCUGGAAUGGACCCAAGGCACCAAAGAUACCCAACCUAUCCAGUCAAGUUCGUAACAAUGCCGCACCUUACCUAUUAAAUACUUCAAGUGCUACAUCUGGUGUGUCAAGAUCGUGUGUACAGUGUAAAAUAAAAAUGGACCAAGAAAAGCAAAAGAUGCAUUUACGCCAACAACAAUUAACCACUCAACUGAACUGUUCCCAUCAACAGCAACAACAUCAUCAUUGUCAUUGUCCAGGGAAUCAUGUAAAUCAAAAUGUAAACGUACCGCCUUUAAUGACAUUUCCUGUACCACCACCUCCUUUACCGUCGGCAGUACCAACAUUUUUACCCACCACACCACAGAUCACUACAUCUGCACCUACAAUGUCAACCAAUAAUCAAAUGUAUUUUGUUCCUUUUAAUAUGCCCAGUAUAAUGACUGGUACCGCUGCUCCAAUUACUACUAAUCAAAUGCCUUUAGCUAAUAACACAUGUCCUCAUCAUCCUCCAAUCCAUCCUCCAUUGGCUAAUAAAACAACAUCUACAAAACCAUUUAAUAAUGGACCAACAAGGAAUGUUCCAUCACUAAGUUCAACUGCUGCAGCUGUAGUUUCAUCCGGAAGAGAAAGCGAAAACGACAACAAUGAUGAUUCUAAUACUGAAAAUAAUGAACAAGAAAACUCUAUGAACUUCGAUAAUGAUGACGAUGAUGAAGAGCACAACUCAAAUGAUAAUGUUAAAAGUAAGUAG